Medicago truncatula (barrel medic) is the source of this 3029-nucleotide messenger RNA. Its product is annotated as probable protein phosphatase 2C 35. The record is from RefSeq and is a predicted model, not a curated record. The transcript is spliced from 4 exons. Gene Ontology annotation, biological process: protein dephosphorylation. Bases 581 to 1780 code for a protein of 399 amino acids. NCBI's taxonomy places the organism in Eukaryota, Viridiplantae, Streptophyta, Magnoliopsida, Fabales, Fabaceae. Gene Ontology annotation, molecular function: cation binding; protein serine/threonine phosphatase activity.
ACUAAUGCAAAAAUGCAACAACCCACGAAAGAAUCUGAAAUCUUCCACUUCUCCUGUCUUUCUCAUUCCAAAAUUCUUCACGUCAACUUGUCUUUUGACUCUUCCUUUUUUCACGUUCCUCUGUUUCUCUUCUCUGAAGGUGCACUGCACCCUACGAAAGGUACUACCUUCUUUUGUCUUUUUCCUAGAACCUUCAUUGCAUUUUCUUGUGUGAAAACCACUUGCACUUUUUCUCAAAGUCACCCCAAAAUUAUUUUGUUGCUCUAGGGUUCUUGUUUUUUCUACCUAUUGAGCUCAAAUUUGACUCUUUUUUUGUUCUUUGCUCAAUUGAACAAAACCCCAUUUGUUUGUUGUUAUCAAAUUUGAAAAUUCUCAGCUCAAAGUUACUAAUUUUGUAACUAGGGUUUGUACAUUAUACCCAAUUUCAAAAGGAUCAACUUUGGAGUUACAUUGCAGAGGAGUUACAACUUCCUGUAAACUUUUUUUUUUUCUUUCAAUGCUUUCGGUUUCAUGUCUUGUUUAUAACAACAUCAUAGUAUAGUAUAGCAUAGCAUAUCAUAUCAUAUCACCUGUUUGAAACAUGGGUUGUGUUCAUGGUAAAUGUUGCUGUCUGAAAUCUUCGGGUGGCGUCUCUAGAAAACUUGGUUAUCAUCAUAGCCAUAGGAAGAACAUACAAGCUCAGAGAGUGUUGAAAAAUGUUUCUGUUCCUUCACACAACUUUGUUUUGGAGUAUACCUUUCUCACGCUGCGAGGUUACUACCCUGACUCGCUGGAUAAACAAAACCAAGAUAGUUUCUGCAUUAGGACGGAAAUUCAAGGUAACCCAAAUAUCCAUUUCUUUGGUGUUUUUGAUGGGCAUGGUCAAUUUGGUAGUCAAUGUUCAAACUUUGUUAGAGAUAGGUUGGUAGAGAAGUUAUCUAAUGACCCUGGAUUGGUGGAGGAUCCUGUUCGAGCUUACAAUUCUGCGUUCUCGGCAACAAAUCAUGAAUUGCAUACUAGUGACAUUGAUGAUACUAUGAGUGGUACAACGGCUAUUACAGUGCUUGUUAUUGGUGACACCCUUUAUGUUGCUAAUGUUGGUGAUUCAAGAGCUGUGCUAGCUGCCAAGGGCGAGGAUCGGAUUAUUGCAGAGGACCUGUCCUCUGAUCAGACACCAUUUCGGAGAGAUGAAUAUGAGAGAGUGAAACUUUGUGGAGCAAGGGUGUUGAGUGUUGAUCAAGUGGAAGGGAUUAAGGAUCCAAAUAUCCAACAUUGGGGUAACGAAGAGAGUUGGGAUGGUGAUCCUCCGAGAUUGUGGCUCCCAAAUGGGAUGUUUCCUGGAACUGCAUUUACAAGGAGUUUAGGGGAUAGAUUGGCGGAGACAAUUGGUGUGGUUGCAACUCCAGAGGUGUCAAUAGUUCGGCUUUCACAUAAUCAUCUCUUCUUUAUUGUUGCUAGUGAUGGCAUAUUUGAAUUCUUGUCAAGCCAAACUGUUGUUGAUAUGGCAGCUAGAUAUACAGAUCCUCGUGAUGCAUGUGCGGCUAUUGCUGAAGAGUCAUAUAAACUAUGGUCGGAACUUGUGAAUCGAACAGAUGAUAUAACAAUUAUCAUUGUCCAGAUUAAAGGACUCUCUAAUAAUUCAAGCACAUCUGGAGUUCAAUUAAGUGAGGUCAAUGUCGGUACUGCUAUGAGAACCAGGACAGGAACUUCUGAGAUAUCUACUACCACUGAAUUUGAUGUUUAUCAUUCUGUGACAAACAGUUUCUCGGAUUCACAAUCCUGCCAUUCAAAGAUCAGUUGAAUCAUGACCAAAGAGAAGGGUUUUACGGAAGCUCACCAAGUCUCCUUGUAGUUUCUCCUAAGUGGUACAUUUCUAUGUUCCAACUUUUCUGAGUCUUUUGCAUUGCUCCUGUACAUUUACCGGUCACUAUAUAUUUGGUUGUUCAAGGCAGCCGGGUAUGAGGUUCAUUGUCUUAGCAGCAAAAAUGGACCUUGUUCAGAAAGUAGAAAUUAGAGUUGGUAAAAUCCAAGAAACAUGAAACCAAAAUAAAAUUCUAGUUACUUGUUUAGCCAUACCCUUUCUGGAAAGAAAAUAAAAUUGUUUAACCAUAAAGAAUCUCACCUGGAGAAUGUUCUACUGUAUCAUAAGAUAAUAAAUUAUAUUCAAUGUUACUUAACUGUCUUUUAUGAUUCUAGUUCUAGCAAGCAAUAAUUAAAAAACUGGGUCCUAUUGUCAUUCGGCCAAAAUAUGGAAAUCAAUUAUUGAUCUUGGAUAAUUUUAAAAUGAUUAAUAAAUAGAGAACCAGAAAAAUGAUUGCUUGCAAAAAUAAAGCAUUAUAUUUUGUGAACAAAAAAAAUAAAAAUGCAACAAGAUAAGAUUCUGAAAAUGAUGGAUGAUGAUAAAUUAAUGUUUUGUGUGUCUUUGGUAUUAGCCACGUGGCAUCAUUUACUUGGAUCUAGAGUACAUUGCACUUGGGUUCUACGAGUCCCUGUCAACACUUUUCAGUUAUUGUGGAAUUUGAUUCUCUUGUCUUUUGAUUUUGUGAUUUGUUAUCUUGCAUUAAUUUUUAGUCAAAAUCCAUUUUUUAAUGAGUAUUGGCAUUUCAAAGCCUUUGUUUUGAAAGUGACUAUAUAAAUAUUGCUUAUAAAUGAAGAGGGAUACAAUCAUAGAUGGUUUCCAAUCAGCUCUUUUCUUAUGUCAAAAUUGUAUAGAAUUUUGUAUGCAUGUUAUGAGACCGAGAGAUUUGGUGAUAUAAACGAGUUUUGGGAGGAAGUCAUUGAACCAGAUGAACAUGAACUUAUCUUGCUAAACAAGAUCAUGUCUUCAAGAUAGUUUGGUAGGAAAAUGUGGAAAUGUUAAGUUCUGUUUAAUGUUGCUUGAUAUGAUAUUUGGAAGGCUCAAAAUGAGUUGGUUCUUUUCUCAGCUUGUCAGUGUAGGUAUUGAUUUGUAUGGCAACUUUGAUAAUCAAGUUCAAUUUAUUUGUCAUUAAAAUUGUCUCUUUGUGUAGCCUUCUAAAUGUAUGUUAAUGUUAAAUGUUAAUAGCACUUUU